Molecule: messenger RNA, 954 nt
Organism: Xylona heveae TC161
Lineage: Eukaryota; Fungi; Ascomycota; Xylonomycetes; Xylonales; Xylonaceae
Exons: 4
Coding region: 1-954 (317 amino acids)
Source: RefSeq, a predicted model, not a curated record
AUGUUGAACACAUACGCUGUUUCGGCUCUGGCCCUCGCUCUCGGUGCCAAUGCCCUCGUUGCUAGGGACGGCAACUGCUGCUUCCACUUGACCGCAUCUGGCGGAGAGUCUGGUACUGUAGGCCAACUGUCUGAUGGACAGAACAGAAUUGGGGGUGGUCUAUCUCCUGCUACCUAUUGCAUUGACUCUAAUGGUGGUCUUACUGACGGGAAUGGCCGCGGAUGUAUUCUUACGCCUCCAACCACCCAAUUUCAAUGUGAUUCCGGUGCGACGCCUACUGGCGGAUUCUCAGUCGGAUGUGACGGAAGCGUUUCAUACAAUGGCAAUUCCAAUUUCCAGGCCUGCCCUACGGGUGAGAAUGGAGAGUACAACAUCUACACCACUGCGCCCUCUGGUCAAGGAGGUUGUGUCACCAUUACUCUCAAUGCUGAUAGCUGCCACUCCGGCUGCCCUCCGCCCCCGCCAAAGCAAUGUCCGGCCGAUCUCUCUGGCACUUUUGAGUUCCCUCACUUGAUCGUCCCCAUCGACAAGAGCAACCCUGAUAAAGCAUACGGGACGUCGUACAAUGGAGAGGUCACGCCCACCAUUUCGUCCAUUUUCAACUUUGACAUUCCCGCCUCCGACUCGGGCAAGACGUGUACACUUGUGUUCCUAUUCCCGAAACAGAGCGACUUGCAGACGUCGUCAUUCACUUUCUCCGGAAGCGGCCAGAUCGACUUCAGCUCGCUGGCUACUACUGCCACUCAACAGACUACAUACAACAAUGCUCCCAAGGUUUCAAAGGAUCUGGGCGUCUUCACUGUCUCUCCUGGCAAUAGCUAUACCAUUAGCACAUUCAGCUGCCCUGCCAACACAGCAAUCAGCUUCGAGCUCAGCACAAGCUCCGACACGAACCUUAACUACUUCCAGGACUACAACCCCUCGCCAAUCGGUCUCUACAUUACCGUCUGUUAA